AUGGACGAGCUGCCGCCACCCAUCGCACAGUCGAUCAAGAGCGUGGAGGAGGCCAAUUCGGUGCUCUCGGAGCUCGAAAUCCAUCUGCAGGACCAGGCUGAUCGCCUCCUAAAGAAGUCGUACCUGUUGGGCGCCCUCACGGGGUGCGAGGUGGCUCUGCUGUUCUCAUUCAAGGGCCAGGUCAAGAGCUACGCCUCGCCCCAGCUCGAGCCGUUGAUCACGGAGAAGCAGGCGAAGGACCUGUUCACGAACCUGCUCUAUGGCCAGAAGCAGCCUGCUGCUGCCGCCACCGGUGACCAGGCGGCGGCGCCCUCGGCAGACUCGCAGCUGCUCAAGGAGAGCCCCAACGGCCCCGCCCCGACCGUCGGCGCCCCGCUCGUCGUCGACGACGUGACCGAGGAGGAGCUCGACGCCGCCGAGUACCUCGAAGACGACUCCGAACGCGAGAAGGCCUUCAAGUCCCGCUACGUCCAACUGCACAACGACUGCGUGCGAGUGUCGGUGGUGGCCCAUCCGGCGGAGGGCGCGGACGUGUUCCUGCUGGUGGCGACGCCGUCGAACAAAAUCUUCUCCUUCACCACGCCCAAGCUGACCCCCAUGAUCAAGACCCCGAUCGGCCAGAACAUGAUCAAGACCUUCCUCAACGCCAAGCCCGCUCCCGCGGCCGCGACCUCCUCUUCUUGA
Molecule: messenger RNA, 684 nt
Organism: Acanthamoeba castellanii str. Neff
Lineage: Eukaryota; Discosea; Longamoebia; Acanthamoebidae
Exons: 4
Coding region: 1-684 (227 amino acids)
Molecular function (GO): protein dimerization activity; DNA binding
Source: RefSeq, a predicted model, not a curated record